Molecule: messenger RNA, 860 nt
Organism: Bubalus bubalis (water buffalo)
Lineage: Eukaryota; Metazoa; Chordata; Mammalia; Artiodactyla; Bovidae
Product: natural killer cells antigen CD94
Exons: 7
Coding region: 270-860 (196 amino acids)
Biological process (GO): cellular response to molecule of fungal origin
Molecular function (GO): (1->3)-beta-D-glucan binding
Source: RefSeq, a predicted model, not a curated record
GCUAAACUGAGCAGCAGUAAAACAGUUUCCUGUGUGGCUACAUCCAGAGCACUCUUAUUCUUGAAUUCUGCUCUCACCUGUCAGAGUCUCUCAUAUGACAGGCAAAGGCAUUAUUAGCCUGUGUAUUUCUUUUCUUGGCUUACUUUCUGGGCUCUUGAUGAUCAAAAUUCUUAAAUUCAAACUGCUGUGAUAAAAGAUAAGAUCGCUUCUUCCGAGGAUAUAGACACAAACUCUGCAAAAGUUCAGACGCUGUCUUCUAAAAAUCAGUAAUGAGUAAAGAAGUUGUAACUUACUCCAAUGUGCUAUUUCAACCAUCAUCUAAGCCACAGAGGAGGCAAAGACUUGAAACUACCAAGAGAAAAGUUCUUUCACAGAUGGAAAUCAAUUACCAAAAAACCCCACAAGAUCACCCUACUCCACUUUCUUCAUGGAAAUAUGUUGCUGUGUUUCUGUUGAUCAUUUGCCUGGGGCUUCUUCUGUCUGUUGGAUACUUGGUCAUGGAGUUGAAUAAAAAGCCAUUUCAACCAGAAGGAUGUCCAGGAAAUAGCUCCUCCUACAAGGAAGCAAAUAAAACAGUUUGGAAAUACCCUACUUGUUCAAACAACUGGCAUCAGUAUGGAGAAAACUGCUAUUAUUUUUCAAGAAACAGUUUUCCUUGGAAGGAAUGUCGCCAUUAUUGCACCAAUUUACAUUCUGAAUUUCUUAAGUUGAAUACUGAAGAAGAGAUGAACUUUAUAAUAAAAUUGUCAAAAAUGCAAUGUGGUUUGCAAAAAGAAAAGUUUUCAAUUAGUUUAUACUACAGCAAUAAACAACUGAACUGGGUUUGGCUAGAUGAUACAAAACUUACCCUGGACAAGUAA